GCGUGCGCAGAACAUCAUCCGUCGACGUCAUCACACGGCGCCCCAAAAUGGCGGACAAGAGAAAUGUUCUCCGCACGUUAAUGGCUUAUGCCGGCGACUCGGACUCUGAAACCGACACCGAGACAGGUACGAAAGGAGGACUUGUCUCUGCUGGAUAUGGCGAUGAUGAUAUCAGCAGAAUGGAAGAGGCAGGUGAGCUGGAGGAGGAUGACGAGAGCAGCAGUCCACUGGAAGGUGAAGAUUCAGAAAAGGAGUUGCAGGAGGCAGAUGGUAUAAAGGAGAUCCUUGAAAUGGAGAAGAAGAAUCCUCAGGAGCUGGUUGCUUCUUUUUCGGAAAAAGUAAGGAACAUGUCUCCUGAUGACAUCAAAAUGCCACCCGAACCCAUGGGGAGAUGUUCUAACCACUUACAGGAGAAAAUUCAGAAGCUGUACGACAGAAAGCUAAAUGAAGGCCUCGACAUGAACAACAUCAUUCAGAGAAAAAAAGAGUUCCGCAACCCCAGCAUUUAUGAAAAACUGAUCCAGUUCUGUGGCAUCGAUGAACUUGGUACAAACUACCCAAAGGACAUGUUUGACCCCCAUGGAUGGUCAGAGGAUUCAUACUAUGAGGCUUUAGCCAAGGCUCAGAAAAUAGAAAUGGAUAAAAUAGAGAAAGCCAAGAAGGAACGGACAAAGAUUGAAUUUGUGACCAGAACAAAAACAGGAACCAAUACCAGCUCUGGCACAGGCACAACAACCACAUCAAGUACAACCGUGGCAGAUUCUCAGAAAAGGAAGAGUAAAUGGGACUCCGCAGUACCCGUGACGACAAUAGCUCAGCCAACAAUCAUCACUACUACUGCAACACUGCCGGGGGUCGUCACAGUAACAACCAGUGCCACUGGGGCAAAAACCACGGUCAUCUCAGCUGUGGGCACCAUUGUCAAGAAAGCUAAGCAAUGAGCCUAGGCCAGGAGCACAGUCUCUGAACAGUUGCAGAGCUCAAGGCCCUGUGGGACCAGACUCAUAUUCAAGAACUUAUUUUCCCUUCCUUGCAGCUACUAACCUCAGCUGUGUACAGCUGGGUCAUAAACAGCUUGAAACAGUCCUUCACUGCCCAAUUUGGGGUCCAUCAUGUCCCAUAAACAGUUAACUUAAAAUACAUUAUACAACCUGGGGAGUAGUGGCUGGAAUUUCAAUGCUGAAAGGUCUGAACUGUAUAUAUUUAUAGUAAUGUGUAACUGACCUGAGGGGAUUGAGGGGUGAAAUAGGUUCGCUGGACAUGGGGAGUGAAUUUGGGUUUUUUGGGGGGAGGGGAGGGGGCAACGCAACAGGUCAUCUGGUGAUCACUAAGAUCCAGAAAUCAACUAAAUGUGUCUGGAUACUGAUUGUGCUUUCUGUCGGUCUCGUACUGUAGGCUGUUGCACUUGUGUUGUAAACUGUGGAUGAGUAAACACACACUGCACACUCGUGUAUGAUUAUGACGAAGCAUUGUAAACUGCUGGCAGUGUGGAAACACAAAUAAAAGCUUCUUACUUUCUUGUUCGUCUGAAACUGUACCUGUCUUCUACAGAGGCUGUGAUCUGGUCUUCGUCAGAAUUGUUAAGAUUUUGUUUUUUUUUUGACAGUUCUCUGUAUUACUGUUUGAAUUGUCAGCUAUUACUGGGAUGUUACUGAGAGUUUUAUAGAGACCCACCCCAAGUGUGAGAGUUCAGACAGAGUACUAACAGGCUGUUUGAUUCUGGGAGCCAACACAACUGAGUCCUCACUUGGUGCCAACAUACACACUCACUCCAGCAGGGUGAAGGAGAUAUUGCAGGCUUCUUUUACCCCUCCUUGGCCUAGUGGCACAAAGGGGAACUGCACUCUCUUCCUAUUCGAACUGGGAUCAGGUAACUUCAUUCAGGCCAGGAAUUGCCCCUGAGACUGUCUGGUCAGUGGCACACAUGAGAACAUGGGAAUUGCUAAACUAUAGAAGACCAAGAUUUGUCUUCUGCACCGUUUAGCAUUCUGGUAGUCACUCAGCACAGUGCUAUAAUGUUAUUGAUUAACCACAAAAUCAGCCUUGAUCAUUGAUUGAGACAGGAGGUGAGGAAAACUCUAAUGGUGAAGAACUUUAAAUCAUAGUUCUAAAGUAACCCAUUCCUCACAAUCCAAUACACUCAUGUCUCAAAUUCCUCAAAAUAGCACUUUCUGAAAGAAAUUCUAUCAGACUUGAAUCUUAAUGUGUUAGUAUCAAAAUUGUCCACCAUUAUGAUAGAAAGUAUGCUCCUUAGAUUGACCUUUGAAUUUACUCACAUUAUGUAGAAUUCCAAAAGUAACUUUGGUUAAUGGACAGAAACAGAGACUAAGAUUACAAAGAAAGAAACCAUUUUUAGUCAUCCAUUCACCCCUUCAAUCAUUAUGGUUGCUCUUUUGGUAAUGCAUUUCUCCACAGAGCUGUGUAUGUUUGAGGUCUGACAUAUAUAGAGUCAGAGAUGUACAGCACAGAAACAGACCCUUCAGUCCAACUCAUCCAUGCCAACCAGAUAUCUUAUAUAAAUCUAGUCCCAUUUGCCAGUAUUUGGCCCAUAUCCCUCUAAACCCUUGCUAUUCAUACACCCAUCCAGAUGCCUUUUAAAUGUUGUAAUUGUACCAGCAACCGCCACUUCCCCUGGCAGCUCCUUCCAUAUACGCAUCAUCCUCCACGUGAAAAAGUUGCCCCUUAGGUCUCUUUUAUCUCUUUCCCCUCUCACCUUAAACCUAUGCCCUCUAGUUCUGGACUCCCCCACCCUGGGGAGAAAACCUUGCCUAUUUACCCCUGUCUAUGCCCCUCACGAUUUUAUAAACUUCUGUAAGGUCACCCCUCAGCCUCCAAUGCUCCAGGGAAAUUAGCCCCAGCCUAUUCAGCCUCUCCCUGUAGUUCACUCUGUGCUAACAGAUAUCUGGAUCAAGUCCCUGUUUAAAUGUUACUGAAGCUGUGUUAAAAAGUUCUUGCUCACUGUUGUCUUCACUUGUGGGAAAGGAGAUGACCACUUCCUUCAGUCCUGGGAGCUGUGCAAUCAUCCUCAACACUCACCACCCAGCCACAAAUGAUGGAGGAGGAGUGGCUGCUGUGACCACCCAGUGGGCUCACCAACUCUGUUUGAGUGGUUCAGUCCUGCCCAGCUUUGAAUGCAAGGGGGAAAAUAAAACUGCUUUUUAUUUGUGAUAUAUGAUGUUAUUAUUGAACCAGUAUUAAAGUUCAUAAUCAUCUCUGAA
Messenger RNA from Rhincodon typus (whale shark), 3218 nucleotides. RefSeq names its product SAP30 binding protein (gene sap30bp). The record is from RefSeq and is a predicted model, not a curated record. Gene Ontology annotation, biological process: regulation of DNA-templated transcription. Lineage: Eukaryota; Metazoa; Chordata; Chondrichthyes; Orectolobiformes; Rhincodontidae. Bases 48 to 941 code for a protein of 297 amino acids. The transcript has 11 exons. Gene Ontology annotation, cellular component: nucleus.